AUAGAUAAGAAUUUGCGAAGCACGACUGAUAAAGCACAUAAAAAACAAGAACGUGGGGUGGAAUUCAUUUGGCGGAAGCUCGGGUCCUGAGCAAGCAAGCAAGCAUGUCAUGAACCAGUCCCGCUCAAAGACACAAACAAAACACAGAAUAGGCGUGCUCCUUCCUCUCUCAAAUUUGAAGGUUUUUGUAUUUUCGAUAAGCAACGAUCCACGUGGCUCCUUCCUAUGGCACAAUAUCUUAAACCCACUCUCCAUUUCGACUUAUCCUCUUUGGUAAAUCUUUAUUUUCUGGCCCAAAACCCUUUUCUUUGUAGCGAGCGCAGGGAGAAGUGAUUGAUACUAUCAUUUGGUGUUGUUCAGUAAUAUAUGCUCUCCAAUGUAUUCGGCCACAAAGCCAUAACUGUUGAUUUCCUCCUUCUCCUCCUCCUCCUGCUUCCAUCUCUUUCUAGAAUCAAUAUUGAUAGUAGAGUAGAGCAUCAUCUUCAUCUUUCAUGGCCCUCCACCAUAUGAUACACCCACCAGGCCUUUCAUGCAACAAAGGCUUCAUGCUCCCCAAAACCCAUUUUCUCACCGCCACCACCACCACCACCACCACCACCACCACCAAAUUGGGCUUCACCGACAGACCCCUCCUCUUCAACAACACCCCUAACUUCCAGAAUCAGAGAACACCAACAAUCCAUCAACAAUACCAUGUCCUUCGCUGCUCCUCAUCUUCAGAGAGGCACCGUACUGAAGUUCCCGAAUCAAGCAGCGGGCUUGUCGAGUUGCCCCUUUUCCCCCUCCCCCUCGUCCUCUUCCCCGGGGCAAUCCUUCCUCUCCAGAUAUUCGAGUUCCGCUACCGGAUGAUGAUGCACACCCUCCUUGAGACGGACCUCCGGUUCGGCAUCAUCUAUGCCGACAGCACCUCUGGGGUCGUUGAUGUGGGCUGCGUCGGGGAGGUGGUGAAGCACGAGCGCCUCGUUGAUGACCGCUUCUUCCUCAUAUGCAAGGGCCAGGAGAGGUUCAGAGUCGUCAACCUCGUCAGAACCAAGCCCUAUCUGGUGGCUGAGGUCCAGUGGUUGGAAGACAGGCCCCCUGAGGACCAGCAAGAGGACCUGAAGGCGCUAGCCUCGGAGGUCGAAACAUAUAUGAAGGACGUGAUCAGGCUCUCCAACAGGUUGAAUGGGAAGCCGGAGAAGGAGGCUCAGGACCUGAGGAGGAACUUGUUCCCCACCCCCUUUUCCUUCUUUGUCGGGAGCACAUUCGAGGGGGCGCCCAGGGAGCAGCAGGCCUUGCUUGAAUUAGAGGACACCGCCACCAGGCUCAAGAGGGAGAAGGAGACUCUUCGAAACACCCUCAAUUACUUGACUGCCGCGUCUGCUGUUAAAGAUGCCUUCCCCUCAUCGUCAUGAUGAUCUUCGUUUCCCAACCCAGAUUAUUAGAGGAAAGUCUUUAUUCCUCCUUAUCCUCUUAUAAUGUGUAAAGCUUUUGUUAUGUACGCUCCUUCCACGAGUUACAGAGAGCAGGCUGGAUUUGUAUAAGUCCUGAUGUGGAUACUUCAUGUCUAGGGCUAGCUAUUGGACCACAGUAUUUGCUCAAUUCAGUGGAUCAUGAAAGAUAUGAAAGAUCUCUCCCUCCAGGCUGUACAUACGUUAUUGCCUUGUCACUAGUUCAAUAUUGAAGUUGUUACUGGAUAAUUUUCCUUUGUAAAAUCAAUUGAUCCUGCAACCUAGUACAUACCUUAUAUGAAUCAUAUGAUUCCAUUAAUCAUGUGGCAAUGGCUGAAAUUUGAAUUCUUUGAUUCAUGUUUCUUGAACAGUGGGUUGCUAGUCCUUCUGAUUCUCAUAUGUUCUUCAGGACACUACUGUACUUAUUAUUUUUCUCUUUUUCUGAUUGUCAAUAUAGGAUACCUUCAUCUUUCCUCC
Amborella trichopoda is the source of this 1907-nucleotide messenger RNA. RefSeq lists its product as uncharacterized. The record is from RefSeq and is a predicted model, not a curated record. Lineage: Eukaryota; Viridiplantae; Streptophyta; Magnoliopsida; Amborellales; Amborellaceae.